AGCCGUUACUUCACUGCAGCAGCAGCAGCAAUCAGCCCUCUCGUAUUGAGUGAGCCAGACACGCUAACCUGUCUGUCCCCUCCUCUUUUCUCUCUCGCUCUCUCUGCAUAUUCAGCAGAGCUGCCCUUCUCUCCUCCUCAUCACUCUGCCACUCCUGCGGCGUUGCUCUUUGCUUGAAGGGGACACUGGCCUGCUCCUCACCCACUGAUUCUGCAUGACUGUCACAAAGAUGUCAUGGCGUCCAACCUACCGAAGCUCCAAGUUUCGAAAUGUCUACGGAAAAGUAGGCAACCGGGAGCACUGCUUCGACGGUAUCCCCAUCACCAAGAACGUCCAUGACAACCACUUCUGUGCCGUCAACUCCAAGUUCCUGGCAGUCGUCACGGAGAGUUCUGGCGGCGGCUCUUUCAUCGUCAUACCUGUUCCCCAGUCUGGCCGCCUAGACUCUCAUUACCCAAAAGUGUGUGGCCACCAAGGCAAUGUGCUGGAUAUCAAGUGGAAUCCUUUCUUUGAAAACAUCAUAGCCUCCUGCUCGGAGGACACCUCGGUGCGAGUAUGGGAGAUCCCAGAGGGCGGUCUAAGGCGCAACAUGACGGAGGCGGUGCUGGAGCUGUAUGGCCACAGCAGGCGGGUGGGUGUGAUCGAGUGGCACCCCACCAGCAGCGGCAUUCUCUUCAGCGCUGGCUAUGAUUACAAGAUCCUGAUCUGGAACCUGGAGAUCGGAGAGCCGGUGAAGAUGAUCGACUGCCACACUGACGUCAUCCUCAGCAUGUCCUUCAACACCGACGGCAGCCUGCUGGCCACCAGCUGCAAAGACAAGAAGCUGCGAGUCAUCGAGCCGCGCUCCGGGACCGUCCUUCAGCAAGCCAGCUGUAAGAACCACCGCGUGAAUCGGGUGGUGUUUCUGGGCAACAUGAAGCGACUGCUCACCACAGGGGUCUCACGCUGGAACACCCGGCAGAUCGCUCUCUGGGACCAGGAGGAUUUGUCCAUGCCAAUUGUGGAGGAGGACAUAGAUGGCCUGUCCGGACUGUUGUUUCCUUUCUAUGAUGCUGACACACACAUGUUGUACCUGGCAGGCAAGGGGGACGGCAACAUCCGGUACUUUGAGAUUACCACAGAGAAGCCGUACUUACAAUACCUAAUGGAGUUCCGGUCCCCGACCCCGCAGAAAGGACUCGGUGUGAUGCCGAAGCACGGGCUGGACGUGGGAGCGUGCGAGGUUUUCCGCUUCUACAAGCUUGUCACCCUGAAGGGUUUGAUCGAGCCCAUCUCCAUGAUUGUGCCGAGGAGGUCAGACACGUACCAGGAGGACAUCUACCCCAUGACCGCAGGAACAGAACCUGCACUGUCUCCAAGCGAAUGGCUGAGCGGCAUUAACAGAGACCCAGUCUUGAUGUCCCUGAAGGAGGGUUACCAGCGACCGAACCAGUUAGUGUUCAAGGCCCCAGUGAAGGAAAAGAAGAGUGUGGUAGUGAAUGGGAUCGACCUGCUGGAGAAUGUACCCCCCAGGACAGAGAACGAGCUCCUGCGGAUGUUCUUUCGGCAGCAGGAUGAACUGCGGCGGCUGAAGGAGGAGCUGACCACCAAGGAUGUGCGAAUACGCCAGCUGGAGCUGGAGCUCAACAACCUGAAGAACGUUAGCCCCAACAACGUCUGACCUCUCAACCUCCUGGACUGGCAAAGCUGCUUCCUUUGCCCCAAAUUCUGACCUCCAACAAGCUUCUGAGCCCUCCUCAGCCUCUUUUUUGAUAAAUUGUAUAUUCAUUCCUGCUGCCCUGCAUAGCGCAUACACUAAUAUGAUAAGUGUUGGAUAAUGUCUUAACUGGAACAAUUACUGGAAAAUAGUAAUAUUAACAAAUGUGAUAAGUAAUGGAGACGAGGCACUGUUCAUGGAUUUCCACCUUAACAUGAACUCGAUGGAUGUUUGAGAUCCAAUCCAUUUAGUAUUGUCUGUAUUUUUACUACUUGUUCCUGAUCUAGCACACUCAAGUGUUGGGAUCAGUUGUUGCAUAUUUUCUGCCAGACCUCUAGAGUAUUUGUCUCACUGUGCCUACCCUGCCAAUCACGAUGCAAUACCUUGAUCACUACGCAAAAAAAGCCAUCACCCAACCUCUUAUGACCAAACCACAAUUCUCAUUUUUUGCUGAGGCAAAACUGGAGGAUAAAAAGACUGUCACGCUGGCUCCUAUUUUGCUUCCACAAGGCCUUACUCCCUGCUGCAGACACCCUUUGCAGCAAGCUGCAGGAUCCUUUCAAAACGGCUGACGUGAAGUAUUUUUGCACCUGACAGACAACACAAGCUUUUGCAGACGUGGCUCAUGCUUUUCACGAGCUGCUUAUCCCGUCCCUUUUUUCACCCUAACCGAUGUUACUGGCUAUAAAUUGACUUCACAAUACUGACUUAUAGCUACCCUUAUGCAGUCUUUCUUUCCAAGGAGUGGAUGAUCCCUCACUUUAGUACUUUACUCUUUAUUUAAAUAGUGGUUAAGCAGCAGGGGAGACAUGCAUUUAGAGGUGGUGGACUUGCCUAACUCCGGUAUAGUCUCAACCGAAGCUUUGUUGGCUGUUUUAGGGCCAAGUUGGUGGUUAUGUAUAUUUGCUUCUAUUUAUUUGUCACAAAUUACCUUUUUAACUAAUAACAUGUAUAUUUGUUAAUCCCAUUUUUUGUAUGCUAUUGGUUGCGCAAGUAAUGAUUGUGAUGCUUGAUAGAUUUUGCUGAAUGUUUCCAGUUGGUGCAAGAUUUGUGUGAAACUGUACCUUUUUUAUGGUAUUAGUUCUGUGACUCCAACGACAUCACAUCAGAUAAGGUAUAAAUAAUAUAAUCUUGCAUUUUCCUAACAGUGCUGAAAACUGUGAUAAUAACCAUCCUUUACCAUUUAAACUAAGUAUAUCACCAUUAGUGAGUGACAUGUGCUUAAAGGUAGGGUAGGUAAG
Messenger RNA from Trematomus bernacchii (emerald rockcod), 2937 nucleotides. Its product is annotated as coronin-2B-like. Gene Ontology annotation, biological process: actin filament organization. Lineage: Eukaryota; Metazoa; Chordata; Actinopteri; Perciformes; Nototheniidae. Gene Ontology annotation, molecular function: actin filament binding. The record is from RefSeq and is a predicted model, not a curated record.